Molecule: messenger RNA, 3053 nt
Organism: Podarcis lilfordi (Lilford's wall lizard)
Lineage: Eukaryota; Metazoa; Chordata; Lepidosauria; Squamata; Lacertidae
Source: the annotation of a GenBank genome assembly
CACUCAGGCACUAUGAAACGUCUUUGAGAGAGCGAGAGAGCGCGCGCAUUAAAAAAAAAAAAAAAAAGGCACAACCAGCCACUAACCAGGACUUUGCAGAGUCCAGAGAGAGCGAGAGCGAGAGUCCUUAGCACUGAUCUCUUUAUAGAAUUAAAGACUUUUUUUUUUUUUUUUUUGGUGGUGGUUGGUGGUAAAAGGUUGGUUUCCUCCUUCCUUUCAUGCGAGAGCCAUGAGUUCCUACUUUGUAAAUCCUCUUUUCUCCAAGUACAAAGGCGGCGAGUCUCUGGAACCAACUUACUACGAUUGCAGAUUUCCACAAAGUGUAAGCAGAAGCCAUGCUCUCGUGUACGGUCCGGGCACCACGGCUCCCGGCUUCCAACACCCUUCACACCACGUCCAAGAGUUCUUCCACCACGGAACCUCCAGCAUCUCCAACUCGGGAUACCAGCAAAAUCCUUGCGCCCUGGCGUGCCACGGAGACGCUUCUAAAUUCUAUGGAUACGAAGCCCUACCAAGGCAAUCGCUUUAUGGUGCCCAGCAAGAGGCGGCCGUGGUACAAUAUCCUGACUGUAAAUCCUCUUCCAACAGUAACUCUAGCGAGGGACAAGGGCAUUUAAAUCAAAAUUCUUCUCCCAGUCUCAUGUUCCCAUGGAUGAGACCUCACGGUUAGGACCAUUUUUUUCUCCUUCCUCCUUAAAUGUGUUCUUUUCUAUUUAAGCAGAGAAAGAAAGAAAGGGUUUUAGGGAACGGGGGGGAGGGCGGGGGGGAAUCUGUAUUUUGGAGAGACAGGCAAAGGCAGAUAGAUAAAUAGUAGGGUUGGUUGCAAGAAUGUUUCUUCUUCCUGUUUCGGGAGGGGGUAUAUAUAUAUAUAUAUAUAUAUAUAUAUAUAUAUAGUAAACAAGGCUGUAGCUGGCUUUAAAAGGCAAUAAGGUGAUUUCUGGGUUUAAAUCACAAUAAAGUAAAACUUUUUUAAAAAUAGCUUGCCUCCAGGAGAGCAGUAAGAUACAGCUCCCACGAGGUUAUUAGCAUGUUGAUAAUACGCUGGGUGCCCCCCCCCCUCUAAAAAUGUCAUAUAGCUUUUCCUAACUGCUUGACGUCUUGGGCUAAAAGGUGAGCUUUAAUAAUAAUACAAUAUCGCUGCAGAUCAUUUGAAUAUUUCGAGAGAUCUUUAAUAUUUAAAGUGUAAACUUUGAAGGGCAACUUUGUUCACAAUUUUUUUUUUUAAGGAAAAGACUUAAGAACACUUAGAGAUGAUGGUGAUGGUGGUGGUGGUGAUAAUAAUAAUAUUAACAACAACAAUUAUAAUGGUGACAGUAGCAGUAACGACUCUACAAACUGCUGUAUUAAAAGUAACUUUACUGAAAGGAGCAGUGCCAAAAUGCCCACAGAAUUCUCUAAUACUCUGCUAAGCAUAAGUUUCAGAAGGCUUUUUAAUUCAAAACACAUGAAGGCUCGUUUGUUUGUUUUUAACUGGGAAAUUAAAGGACAGCUUUAGCUAUAACCCCCCCUUCUUUAAAACACAGUUGUGUAAAGAUGUCUCAGAAAGGCUUCAGAUCGGACAUAUAACACGGAGCAGAAGAUUAGAAGUUAUUGUUAUGAUUGACGAUUCUUACUUCCAGGCAAGCCUGUAAUAAAAAUCUCGAUAAUAAAAAAAUGGGGGAGGGAUGGUUGUUGUUGUUUAAAAACAACAACAGCAACAGCAACAACAACAGCAAUCUCGUAUGUAAGAAAUAACAAUAUAUACAAACUGUGGUAUUUUACUAUAAUUAUUGUUGCUGGGUUGGCUUUGAGUGCCUUUUCAACGUUUGUAUAUAUGUUGCUACAGCCAUGCAUAUGGAUGCCUAAAUAGACACACAGAAAGCAGCAGCAGAGUCCAACCCACCCACCCCCAAAAAAUUAAAACUGAAAGAAACUGUAGUGGAAUACCUAUCCUGAGGGUUACUAAGGAAAACCGAGAAACAAGGAAGUAUUUUUUUAAAAGUGCAUUUGCACUAGGAAGUCAAAAGUAAAUUUUGCACACAGACAGGGGAGGAGGAGGGGGAGGAAUGGGUGGCAGGAGGUCUGCCUUGGAACUCCGAUUCCUAAGGUAAUUUUAUUUCAAUAUAUGCUUUCUUUCAUUUGACUGUUGGAAUGCUAGAAGGGGCUGUAGGAGGUGGGAGACAGACAGUGGCGAGGGUAGUGGGUGGGUGGGAAGUGGUCUGUUGUCAUUAGGAGACAUGAAGGCAGAAUCAAAGCGAAGAGAAGAGACCCUAACAAGUUAUUUGUUGUUGUUGUUGUUGCCUGUUCAACAGCUCCCGGAAGGCGCAGUGGCAGGCAGACUUACAGCCGGUAUCAGACCUUGGAGCUAGAGAAGGAGUUCCUCUUCAACCCCUAUUUGACACGGAAGCGGCGUAUAGAGGUCUCUCACGCCCUGGGACUGACAGAGAGGCAAGUCAAGAUCUGGUUCCAGAACAGGAGGAUGAAAUGGAAGAAAGAGAACAACAAGGAUAAACUCCCCGGAGCCAGGGACGAGGAGAAGACGGAGGAGGAAACUAACGAGGAAGAGGAAAAAGAAGAAGAGGAAAAAGAAGAAAGCAAGGACUGAUCUCUCAGCUCCUUGAAGUCCUCGUUUUAUGGCAGAUGAUAAAUCGAGAUGUUUACGACGGUCAUUCGCUUUUAUAGAGUAUAGAAUGGAGAGACUCACACACAACAGUAACUACCUGUCAAAAGAGUUGUAGCUCCCCCUUUUUAUUGUCAUAGGACUUCCCUUAGUUCCCCCCUUCCUUAUAGCAGCAUUUUUUAAAAAUAAUAAUAAUAAUUUUAACUUUUUAAAAACAAAAACAUUUUUUUUUGUGUUUGGCUUCCAGUGAAAUUACUAUAGAACAGGAUUGACUUACAGAUCCAGUCCUAAACCCAGCACUAUCUCUUUCCAGACGAAUGGACCUCUUCGCCAUCACCACCACCAGCAGUGACCCCACCCCCUUCCACUCCUUGCUUUCUUCUAGUUGUCAGCAAAUACAAGGAUCUUAUAUAUUUAUUUGGGAUAGGAAGGACUCCUAUUUCUUCUCGACCAG